AUGACGCCGACCCUUUUCGCCCUCGCGGCGAGCAUCAUCGCGCUACCUGCUCUCGCUCAGACAACCACAGCAACAACGACAUCAUCAUCACCAUCAUCAUCAUCAUCAGUCAGCAGCGUGCAAGUAGUAGCUCUACUCUUCCUCCCCGACGCCCACCCGCACUCGCUCGAGGCGUCGGUCGUCGACUUCAGCCUAUUUCCCGGAUCCACCUUCACCACCACCUCGGACGGCAGCACCAUCACGGCAGCCCCCACGCCCGCAACGUGGGCGCACACGAGACUCAUGGUCGACUGCCCGGCGUCGAAAAACGCCGAAAACGACGCGUGCCGCGAGGCGGGCAUCUACCCGGCGGAAAUCCACAUGCAGGACCCCAACCUCUACGGCGGCGUCACGACCUACCUCCCGGACAACAGCACGACGACGUGGACCUGCCAGCCGGGCUACCCGUCCGCGCCCAUGAACAUGAUGCUCGAGGUCAAGUGCGCCAAGACCACCGAGUCGGACGGGACCACGCAGAGCGAGUGGACCACGUACGAUAACUGCUACGGGCUCGCCCAUCUACGGCCCGUUGUCAUCACCGCGGGGACCGAGAAGCUCGAGCGGCUGCCUCCGAGCAUCGCCACGCUGGACACCGUCAGCACGAUUGACGCGAAUCUGUAUCUGUCUGGCCUGGCGGGGGCUCGCCAAGGGAGCGUCCAGACCGUGUCGUCUUCGUCGACGGCAAAGCCCACUGGCGAGGCUGGCGAGGGCGGCAGUGACGGUGAUGGGGAAGCUGGGAACGAAGGCGCGGGGAUCAAGAGCGUUGGGGGUAUCGGCUUGGCUGUGUGGGCCUUGAUCGGUCUGGCUACCUGUAUGACGGUGUUUGGGUAA
Molecule: messenger RNA, 870 nt
Organism: Parascedosporium putredinis
Lineage: Eukaryota; Fungi; Ascomycota; Sordariomycetes; Microascales; Microascaceae
Source: the annotation of a GenBank genome assembly